Aethina tumida (small hive beetle) is the source of this 3718-nucleotide messenger RNA. Its product is annotated as serine/arginine repetitive matrix protein 2. NCBI's taxonomy places the organism in Eukaryota, Metazoa, Arthropoda, Insecta, Coleoptera, Nitidulidae. The record is from RefSeq and is a predicted model, not a curated record. The transcript is spliced from 12 exons. The coding region runs from base 338 to 3466 and encodes 1042 amino acids.
UCGACGGUCCGAAAGUGCAUCGCGACGCACUCACCGCAACGACGUCGCGCUCAAAACACAACGAAUCUUAAAACUGACUUAUUAUGUGUUUGUUUGUGCUCAAAUUGUGUUUAAAUUUUUUAAUUGAAAAAUUUCGUGAUGUGUGUGUGUGAUAAUUGGUUCGGAUGGUGAAUUACACUUUGAACUCAAUACACGAUCAAAAUCCUCCUCCUGCGAAAUGAUAAAAAAUAAAACAAACACUGUCGUGAGUUUAGGAAAUGGAAUGGACGAGUGUGUUAAAUCUGAAAAUAUUGACAUUUGGUGAAAAACACUGAGGACUUGACAAGUGCUAUGUUGAAUGGUGGUGAUAGUGUUCGUGACUGACCCAAGAGGUCCUUUUCCAGCCCAAAGGACAAAACGCGUGACCUACAGCUCGAGAAUAUUUAUUAAACCCAGUUUUCUUUAUACGCAGGUCGAGCCCGGGGAAACCGUUGCCACAACCAAAGAAGAGGAAUGGGUUAGCAAGAAGAAAACCGAGGUGACCAACACCAAACAAAUCGAAACACGGGUAAAACGACAAGUUGUCCUCGAAGAUGGGAAAGUCGUCGAGGAUUCCGGACCUGUGGUCACGUCCAACACCACCGAAGACACAGAAACCCACGAACACCACCAAACUGAAUUGCGGAAACUGGGCGACGACGAAGACGACCAGAAAGCGUUGGAAGGACUACCGGAUGGCACAAUUGUGGAAAAGUCGAAUUGGGUGGCGGUGGCGAAUCCGGACGGAGUGGUUAGGGAGGUUAAGGAGAGGAGGGUUGUUUCUAGAGAGGAGACAGAAGAAGUUAAAGAGACGGAGGACGUGCAACAUUUAGGGGACAUCACAGAUGAACAAUUCUUAGCCGCGGUUCGUAGUGGCCGUUCGGACCUGCGGCAGGUGCUGCGUUCGAACGAGGGUGGACAGGCGCUGGUGUCAACGGGUCCACGUCUGAUACGCGACACCAGCAAGAGCAACAAGGUGAUAGACACCGAAGAUACAAGAGAACUAAGUUCAGUACGUCCCGACGGAAAAAUCAUCACAGAGACUCAACGCACUACCGAACACGAGGAGGUCAACGACGACGAGUGUCCUGACGACGUUCCCGAUCAAAAUUACGAGAAGGAGAGCUCCCAGAGAUUCAAAAAAACAAGGGAACAAGAGGACGUAGAUUAUAUAGCGAACGGGGUUAACAUAGGACACGAGAUGAGGUUCAAAACGGAGACCAUGGAAGUGGAGAGACGUGGAGAUGGAAUGGACGAGGUUGAUUUUGAUUCUUUGUCGGCCAGAGUUCGAAGGAGGACCAGCAACAUCCGACAACAACCUCACAGAUACAGAGGUCUAGAGAACGGUGGUUCACCCCUAGAUAGAAAAGAUGCACUAACAAGGCGCCCCCUAGAUUUCGACCAAGAAGAAGAAACCCGCAAAGUAGAGACGUCGAAGUGGUUGGAACACCAUUUCGGCAGUGAGUCUCGUUCGUCGAGUAAUUCACUUGUCGACGAUGAGGAGCAGGCCGCUCCAAAAACCUCAUUUUUCAAUGUCACUAUUAAGUCCCAGCCCAGCCCCAGACCUGAGCCCGCCCCUCAAAAAACAUAUACUAGUAAUAUGAAUAACAAUUCCCAAAGGGUUUAUAGUCCUGUUGAGCCUGAACGUGAUCGCAACCACCAAUCGGGAUACUAUAAAGGAAUAUCCGAGUGGUCGGAACGUCAGGAACGCCAUCACCAAGAACAUUAUGCUAAAGAGCGUCGAUCCCCGUUGCCAUAUCAUCGAUCACCGUCACCUGUUAUCGACAACCACCGCAGGUUUUCACCCGCUCCCGAUUACCGCCAUCAUCAACAAUCCCCUGUGCCGGACUAUCUCCCGCGCCAUUCGCCUGUUCCGGACUAUAGGGCGCAUUCACCAACCCCGGAUUACGGACGCGGAAUCAGGCGCUCGCCCAAAAGAGACGUGGUGACGCCGACGCCUCCACAGAGGAAACGAACCAAUGACAGACAAAGACAAAGGGUUGUUGAAGAGCGGACGAGAUAUGACAGCGGAUAUAGGAGUAGAAGAGAUGAUAGUCGGGAAAGAAUUGAAGAACCUCCACCGGAUUAUUCGCCACCAAGUCCACCUCCAAUGCCCAGUGAAAAGAAACCGAUGCAAAAAACUAGGUUUGCAGCAGAUCCUCCAAAAGCUAAGAGCGGAAAUAUUAUCGGUCAAUCCAUAAGAAAACUGGUGGGCAAAAUCCGUUCUGCGAGCGCUGAACGCAAGGCUAAGCAAAGGGCGAAACGUUCUCCGAGCCCCUCGUACCAACAGGGUCAUGUCAUAGAUAGCAACAUUGGGCACACGAUGGAACGACAGCCGGUCCAGCGGUACUAUUUGGGAGAAGAUCCUUUCGGUGGCAGUAUUUACGGCCGUGAAAACAAGUACGAAGGCGUGAAACCGGCCAGAAGUUCCAGGAAGCCGAGAGAGGAAGAUCGAAGGAGUGCGUUAUUACAUAAUAAAGUACACAGGUCGCAGAGCACUCUCGGCAGAUUCAGUAAGUCCACUGGACGCCUGGUGAACGCUUCGAUCGAAGAGAGAAACUCGCAGACACUGCCCCGACAUUUGUCUUCCAAACACGAAGUGCCUACUAGAUUGGAGAAAAGUAAUAGAAGCAACAGUACCAUUAACGUGUCCAUCAUCAACACUGUCUCGACGCCCAGAAUUGUUAACGACGGACCGGCCAAACCUGCAAGGACCUACAAGUCAAACUUAUCGCGCAGCAAGAGCUUAAACGUACACGCUGAGGACUUAAACUCCAGGAACAUGUAUACCAGCAAUCCGCAAGUGCACCGUCUGGACGAGAAACCCAUCGGCCUCAAAAGUCCUGGAUUAAUUUCAAGUCUUAAUAGAAGCCCGGAUGUGAGUGAGGAAGUUUACACUAGCCGUUUCUCUACGACUAGAAAUGGCACCAGUGAAACUGCUGACAACAAAAGAGUGUUUAUGUCCACAUUAAAGGACCGUGCGCCAGAACUGUUCAAGACCCUCCACGAAACUGAAACAGACUCAUGGAAGCCCCAGACUUAUAAAACCAUAACGACCACCACGUCCUCAAGGAAUUAUAAUGGAGACAUUUACGAACCUCCAACAAGACUAAGGGACACACAAGUGUUCUCCUCUCCGCAACAUUCGGUGAUUCGAAGGGGAAGCAAUUCCAGUACUGAUUUUUCCGAGACUUAUCACACCACUACCAGAAACGACGACCCGAAUAGACCCAGCGUAACUAACACGACCACAAGCGUCAGUAAGAAGACAAUUCCAUCGAAGGACGGACGAUCAAUGGAAACAAUUGAAUCCAAGGAGACUAGAUCGGUGACGAAAAGUCAUUAUCGCGGAGGCAAUGAACCGAUUAAGUUUUACGAAACUGAAAGAAGAUACAGCAGUUCUGGUAGCAAUCCGGUUGUAAUUGAAGUCAGAAAUUACAGGAAGUAAUUCCGAAUUAUGUGCCUUAACAGUUUUAGAUUUCUCGGACUAACUCUUAGACCAUUAAGACUAUUUAUACUGUUCUAUCGAUUUUGCAUUAAUCAUCUCGUUUCAUUUUAUGAAGAAUUAAUAAUGUAGUAUUUUAAAAUUUAUUUAAAUAAUUGUGCUCAACAUAUUUUUAAGUGUACAUAUUGAUGAGCCAACUCUAAAUGUUAACAAUGUUAACAUGUAUUUUUAAUUUAAUAAAACUUAUACAACUAU